Hyaena hyaena (striped hyena) is the source of this 2417-nucleotide messenger RNA. It is a transcript of the gene SNRNP48, whose product is annotated as small nuclear ribonucleoprotein U11/U12 subunit 48. The transcript is spliced from 10 exons. Lineage: Eukaryota; Metazoa; Chordata; Mammalia; Carnivora; Hyaenidae. The record is from RefSeq and is a predicted model, not a curated record. Gene Ontology annotation, cellular component: cytosol; nucleoplasm; U12-type spliceosomal complex. The coding region runs from base 224 to 1504 and encodes 426 amino acids.
GUCGUGCAGGAUGACGGCCGUGUCGAUGCAGGCGAAAUCCGACAGAGGCCAAAGUUCGGGCGAGUGCCCAGUGGGAGCUGCCAGGAGCUGGUGCUAGUGCCAGAUGAAGGUCUCAUCCCAACGUGGCCUGGCCUCAUCGGAAGGACGGAGCAUCGUAGAGGCAACUGAGGAAAGGGCGAUAUAAACCAUUUUUUGGUGUGUGUGUGUGUGUGUGUGUGUUGGUAUGUUUUUGGGGGGGUGGGCAGGCGGGAAUGCAGUCCAGAGACUCUCCGGCGCAAACGCAUCCGGGAGCAAUUACACAGGCGGUAACACCGGGAAGAGACCCUGGAACACCUCUCAAAAUGACAGCUCCGCUCCUUCCGGGUCCUCUUCCUACUGGCGGUUCCAGUCACGUGGUGGCCUGGCCCCGCCCACGGCUCCCAGAGGCCCGCGCGAGGCGCCGGCGGUUCGGCCGCUUCCUUGUGGCGGGAUGGGUCCCACCGCCAUGGAGGGCGAACCGCCGCCUGUGGAGGAGCGGCGGCGGCUGCAGCAGGAGCUGAGCGAGUUCGUGGAGGGCUGCUGCCGGACGCUGGAGGAGGUGACGGCGUCCCUGGGCUGGAGCCUGGAUCGCCUGGACCCCGGGGAGGAGGGGGCGGCAGAGGAUGAAGUUGUGAUAUGCCCCUAUGAUUCCAAUCAUCACAUGCCUAAAUCAUCUUUAGCAAAGCACAUGGUAUCUUGUAGAUUGAGGAAACUGGGCUAUACCAAAGAAGAAGAGGAUAAGAUGUAUAAUUCUGAUUUUUUUUAUGAGAAUGUGAAGGUACCUUCAAUUACUUUGAAUAAGGACUCACAAUUCCAGAUAAUUAAACAAGCUAGAACUGCAGUUGGGAAAGAUGGUGAUUGUUAUAAUCAAAGGAUUUACUCUUCAUUACCUGUUGAAGUUCCUCUGAAUCACAAACGGUUUGUUUGUGAUCUGACACAAGCUGAUCGUCUUGCCCUCUAUGAUUUUGUAAUGGAGGAGACAAAGAAACAGCGCUCGGAUUCUCAGAUUAUUGAAAAUGACAGUGAUCUCUUUGUAGAUUUGGCUGCCAAAGUCAAUCAAGAUAAUAGUCGAAAAAGUCCAAAGUCUUACCUUGAAAUUCUGGCAGAAGUCAGAGAUUAUAAAAGAAGACGCCAGUCCUAUAGAGCUAAGAAUGUUCACAUAACCAAGAAAUCAUAUACUGAGGUGAUUCGAGAUGUAAUAAAUGUGCACAUGGAAGAACUCAGUAGUCAUUGGCAGGAAGAGCAGGAAAGAGCAGAGGACAAUGCUGAAAAGAAUGAAGAAAGGCGAUCAGCUUCAGUAGAUUCACGGCAGUCUGGUGGAAGCUAUUUGGAUGCUGAGUGUUCACGACAUAGAAGGGAUCGGAGUAGGAGUCCACAUAAAAGAAAGAGAAAUAAAGAUAAGGAUAAAAACUGGGACUCAAGAAGAAGGAAAGAGAGGGAUGGGGAAAGACAUCAUAGUCAUAAAAGAAGAAAGCAAAAAAUAUAAAUGAGGAUGAAGAAUAUUCCAGUGUAUGUGGGCAUCACCUUUUAUUCAUCCAUCCAUCAUCUAGGGACACUUGGGUUGCUUUGGAUCCACACUCUUAUUUCAAGGUCUGCUUUGGAGAGAAACUAAGAUGUUUUGAAUUCUGACCAGGAGGGAAUGUGACAGUCACUGAUAAUUGGAAUCAGCUAGUUAAAUGGAAGGAUCCCAGAAGUCCUUGUGAGGUAGAUCCCUCAUCUCAGCCUGAAAAAGGCAUCUACACUGUCAAUAUGUGGACUGUGGGAGCAGAAGGUAAGGAACACAGGUGAUGUACAGAGAAAAACGAGUUUGCUCUUAAAUAUUGGACCCAUUGUGUAUGACCUUGCAGUGAGCCCAGUAUUUAAGCAAGAUUAUGUGUUAAGUUCUGUUAAAUGUCAGAUGGCUUCUGGAUAUUUGACUUGAGUCCUGAGCUAUGGAAGAAGUGUAUAUGCGAAGGUCACAGAUUAAAAGAAUGUAAUACCAAGCAGAUUUAUCCAGUCAGUGUUGUUAUCUUUCACAAUAUCUACGAUACACUUCUACAAGUGGUUCUCACGGGUUUGGACCAGUUCACCGGCAUGCCCUUCAUCAUGGUGUCCCGUGCUUCACCAAUGAGGAGACCACCCUUAUAAUUCAUAUGGAGGAAAUACAUGACACGGGACAUCCUGACGGUGGUGUCUGCCUGCACUAAGAACUAGCUGCAGAAGCAGAACCAUGUUCAUGUACUUAUCUGGUGAAAGUAGAAAUUACCUUUGUGGAAAGCUGUGCUGGUUUUCUGCAAACAUGUGCAUAUCCCAGAAGGGAUCCUUUGUAGUGACUAGGGAUACACUGUGUGCAUGGAUUCUCUCUUUUCUAUCUUACAAGGAACUUGUUUAGAGUCAUGAGUACUUGUGUUCCUGUGCUA